AUGGCUUACCAACAACCUCAACCCCGGUAUGGGCAAUGCGACUCGUACUUUGUUGAGUCACACGAUGAUGGUAUCUAUGCUAUUCGUGCGGAGGCACGAGAGCGUGCUCGAGCCAUUGCCCGCAUGCAACAACGGGCUUUGGCUGAGGAGCUGUCAAGAAUAACUGCCGAGGAAUAUCAAGAGGAUAUUAUGGACCACAUGGAAUACAUGGAGUCGCAAACUCUUCCUGACGUCAACUCGAUCGACAUCCAGACGGAGAUUCAGUGGUUCAUGCGUCCUUAUCUUCUUGACUUCCUCGUGGAAGCACACGCCGCUUUCCAGUUGCUCCCGGAGACACUCUUUCUCGCAGUCAAUCUUCUUGACCGAUAUUGCUCUCGUCGCGUGGUGUAUAAACGCCACUAUCAACUGGUCGGGUGUGCCGCCCUUCUCAUCGCUGCCAAGUAUGGUGACAAGAAAGACCGGGUGCCGACGGUGCGAGAGCUUAAAUCGAUGUGCUGCGCCCUGUAUGACGACGAAAUGUUUACCCAAAUGGAGUGGCAUGUGUUGCAGACUCUGAACUGGAUUAUCGGACAUCCCACCGUGGACAGUUUCCUGCAGAUCGCGCUUUCGGAAGGACCUUACGAUCCCGAAGUCGAGCACAUGACCUUGUACAUUGCAGAAAUCGCUCUGUUCCACAAGGAGUUCGUUUCGACUAGGCCCUCUGUGCUUGCCAGGUCUGCUCUUGCGCUCGCAAGGUGCAUCCUCUCGCGGGACCAACCGAAGGCUUCGGAAUGGGCUGGCGCCUAUGACCCCCAAACGGUUAUGAGCCUAUCCAACCACUUGUAUCAGCCGUCCCAGGUCCUGUCUCGAAAAUACGCAUCAAUGCAUCUAUCGAGCGCAUCCACCACGGUUGAUGAGUUCCUUCAGCGCCAAGCUCAGAUUGCUCGACGCGCUGCGUCCCCGCCAACCCCUCCAGCAGCCGUCGCCCUCGAAGAGCCAAAGCAUGUCGCGGAAGUCUACGGACCCCAAACGCCCCAGAAGGCUCAUUACGGAGCUGUCAUGCAACAUGGCUGUCUCACUCCCCCAAUUACCCCGGAGAACGAGCAGUUUGGACACGGAAACCUAGGAAAGACUCAUCCGAUCCCACCAGCAUACCCCUCUACUCCAGACCAUCCGUCCAACAUGCAACACCAGGCACAAUACUACCACAACUCGUACCAGCAGCCACAAUACAUGUAA
Messenger RNA from Trematosphaeria pertusa, 1218 nucleotides. RefSeq names its product G1/S-specific cyclin CLN2. The transcript has 2 exons. Bases 1 to 1218 code for a protein of 405 amino acids. Gene Ontology annotation, biological process: mitotic cell cycle phase transition; regulation of cyclin-dependent protein serine/threonine kinase activity. The record is from RefSeq and is a predicted model, not a curated record. Lineage: Eukaryota; Fungi; Ascomycota; Dothideomycetes; Pleosporales; Trematosphaeriaceae. Gene Ontology annotation, molecular function: cyclin-dependent protein serine/threonine kinase regulator activity. Gene Ontology annotation, cellular component: centrosome; cyclin-dependent protein kinase holoenzyme complex; nucleus.